Paramecium pentaurelia is the source of this 682-nucleotide messenger RNA. Lineage: Eukaryota; Ciliophora; Oligohymenophorea; Peniculida; Parameciidae. The record is from the annotation of a GenBank genome assembly.
AUGCUUAAUACAAACUUUAAUGCUUAUUAUGUACAAUAGCCAUUCUUCUAUCCUUUUGGAUAUUAAUAUUUGUUAAUGACAGCACCUAUUGCAUUGACUAAUACAUAGAUAGUUAAUCCUCAAAUCUAAGUUAAUGAUAAUCUAACUUAAACAAAUAAUAUAUCUAUUGGUUUGAACUAACAAUAGGGAAGGUAAAAACAAAAAACCAUCUCUGAAACCGAAAGUCAUCUAGAUUGUGAUAGUGAUAAUGAUGAACCUAGAGAUACUGCUUAAAAUCCUAAAUCAAUUAAGGCCAAUCUAACUAAGAACAUUUAGAAACUUAACCUUUUGGUUAAAUCUACAAAUAUACAGAAAAAUUAUGCUAAAGCUAUAGUGUCAUAUGCUUGUAGAUAACGAACAAUAAUUUUUGAAAGUUUAGGAGAAGAGAGAGGAGAAGAAUUUAUAAAGUUGAUGAAUCAUCUUAAAAAUAAGCUUAGAAAUAUUGGUCAUAUUACAAAAUAUACUCAUGUAGAAGAGUUUUUAUCAUUAUUUAGAGUUUUAGGGUAUGUUAAGUUUUAAUAAUAUUAGAAAUAAUUUUAUGAAGAAAGACUCAGUUAGUUAUAUUUAUAAUUCUAAGAUUAUGUAAAAGAGUUGUCAUUUAUCUAACAUGACUAUAGUAAGGAAUUCUCUAUUAAAAUAUUGA